Molecule: messenger RNA, 3550 nt
Organism: Procambarus clarkii (red swamp crayfish)
Lineage: Eukaryota; Metazoa; Arthropoda; Malacostraca; Decapoda; Cambaridae
Source: RefSeq, a predicted model, not a curated record
UACAAUACUUUCUUAAAUAUUAUUUACCUUACAAAAUUUUCACAAUAAUUUUGAAAAAGGCUCUCUGUCCCUGUUUCACUUUCCCAUCAGAAUAUCUAUAUUGUAACUCAUAUUCCUUUUAGCAUUAAUUAUCACGAGAAAACUCUGUGUUAAAGAGGGAACUAAAGUUAAUUAUCUUGGAGCAGCAAUACCAGCAGCAGCAACAACAGACGCAGCAGCAGCAGCAGUAACAAAAGACACAUGAGCAGCAGAAGCAGAAGUAGCAGGAACAGCAGCAGCGUGAUGGAAGGAAAGUGUGAAGGGCAAGAGUGAGGAAGAUGAGGGGAGCACAAGUCAUGGUGGUGGGGACGGUAGGACUCCUACUGCGAUGGUUGCCGGUGUGUGCUUGCCUCAGCCUCAACCAGCACUCACGUAUAAGCAGCCACGAUUGUCGAGGGAUUGCUGCUAUUUUAAAUAAGAUGGAAAAAGUAACAGAUAACGAUUGCCACCAGAGUCUAUCAAACAGUCCCCGUAGCAUUAUCAUUCUGAUCAACAAUCGUACUUGCGACGACACUAUGGAUAAAACCUUCGGACAGUGGCCUCCAGUACCCGUUCAAGGCUGUGUGAGGAAGCUCCCUGCGUGUCGACACUCGCCACACGUCUGUGGGGUUCCCGGGAAUGUAAGCUUUGUCAGUGUGUCGUGUGUAAGCGACACAGGAACCUGGAUAGCUGCGCUAGUCCCCUGUGAUGAGAGUUCGUGCUGUGUGUGCUUACUCCCGUCGUCGUACGAUGGGAGUAAGUCUGUGUCAGAUGCACUGAAAGAGAGUAAUACGACGCUUCCGGAGGAUUGUCCACAGACGCGUGCUGAUGCAGAAGGGAACAGUAAUCAAACUACCGCUAAUGACCCAUACAGUAGCAAGAUACAUGCUAAUGACUCAUACAGGAGAAAAAUACAUACGACUAAUCAUACAGUCACGUCCGUUUAUAAAGUAUGCACAGUUUAUGAUACUGGUACUUGCAGCGGACAACUAGAUAUGUGGUACUUGUGGGAAGUGACUCUGGACACCAUUAUAUGUCUGAGUAUAAUGGGUUUUAUUAUCUUCACUAUUUAUACUAUUUGGAAAAAGAUUAUUAAAGAUAAUUUUCAGACUUCACAACAAGAAAGUAUUGAACUAGAUAGUGAAGAAACUCUUAUAGAUAUUCACGAAGUCUCACCCUAAAGACUCAUCAACUAAUAUAAAUAAAGCUCCAAAUAAAGCCUCAAUGGUCAUGGAACCAACAAUAAUGCUCUCACAGUAAGAAGGUAAAGAUGACCUUAAUAUUAAAUAAUUCCAGACGUUCCAUACAGACUUGAAGUAUGAUGUGUGUAGUAAAGAUGCAGGAACACCUAAGUGAAGAUGCAGGAACACCUAAGACUGUGUCACUAAAGAGACACUAUAAACGUCUGAGUCUCCUUGACAACGGAGCCGACUCCUUGGUUACGUAGAUAAUGUCUGGAGACUGUUGUUGGUAAGGGAUCCGAUCCAUGUACAGUGGGUAUUCACCCCGUUAUCUUUAUGUGCUACCAUGUACAAAAUACAAAGUGUUAACCUAACCAGUAACCUACGAACCCAAGCCACCCACCUAACCUAACCUAACCUAACCAAGCAUAGAAAAUGUGAGCUUUUGUGAGCCGCAACUUUUUAUAGUGAUUUCUGAUUUGCACGUUGGAGGGUCAUAAGUUACACAGUGAGAUGUAAUAUUCAAGAGGAUUGGUUGGGGGUAUUAAUUAAUGCUCUGAGCGAUGUUGUGUCGUAUUUCCAUAUGAGUAAAGCCCUAGUUUCUGCGAAUAUUAUGAAAUACAAAGUUUACAUGUAUCUUCUCUGUCAAAAGUAAUUAUCACGACUCAAGUUCUUUCUGAAAUGUCCCUAUUGGCAAAAUUUAACUCAUUAUUUGAAUUGUUCAAAUGAUGUACAUAAGAACGAUUAGUCUCUAAGGUUAUAUGGAAACAUAAUUAUUAUAAAGUAUAUUAUAUGACUGCUUUGUUAUCCUUUAGAGACUUGUUCAACUGAUAAUUACCUCAUGGUUAAUGAUAAAUGUAAGGAGGCCCAUUAAACAUUCUCUCUAUCUCUGUCUCUGUCUCCCUCUCUCCCUCUCUCUCUCUCUCUCUCUCUUUACGGUUCGACUUCCCAAAGCAAACAACGAGUUGUGUGCCAACCAUCCAAUAAAUAUUGUUGAAUUUGAUGGGAAAAGUUUGAAAGACCACUUGAAACUUACUCUAGAAAUCAUUUCUUUUCAUCCCGGAGUAUCUGUUUCUAUUCCUUUAGUACAAAACAUUUCUUUUGCCGUUUCAACUUGAAGAAUUUAGUUUUCGUUUAAUUUACAAAAACCCGUAUAGGAUCUUUCACGUCGCAAUCAUGUUCUCCUUCUAGAUCUUCUCUUACUAAUGUAGGAACAGCCAUUGCUUUCAGUCUUUCAAUGGGCACUCAGUUCUUUCGUUUUACCUACUUCAAUACAUGAAGUCUAUUAAUAAAUUUUGAAGCACGUUACUGGGAAAGGUCUCUCGCUGCAGGACCAGGUUGGUGUUUUUUUGCAUUUCGUUGUAACUAAUUGAUCAUAUUCGGUGUAACCUGGAAUUUCCUGAAUCAGCUUCAGACCUGAGCAGUGGAAAUCAGUUUCAAUAAAGAUUAUUUUAUUGUUUAAUUAUCGUUAGUAUUAUUUUAGUUUAAACUGGUAUGGGUCAUCAAUUUCAAUACGUUAGAGAUUCUUCUCUAUUAUAUUUAUAUCAAUGUUACUUAGAAGGUCAAUCUGGAACCUUAGAGCAACUUUAUCAACUUUUACUAAUAGUAAAUGUAGCCAGCGUAGAAAUAGAGCUUCAUAUAUGUUGACAAACUUCCUCAGUUUGUUUUUAAUUUCUAUAACACCAUCUGCGAGCAUCAUCAAAGAGUAUCUCUCCGAGUACGUUGUUCACACAUUGAGACUCGUUUGGUUCUAAUUUCUGAUACUAGGAAGUUUCUACCUGUCAAGGUAAGACAGACGAGAAUGUAUGCUUGAUGGUUAUCAGUGUAAAAACACGACUAUCAACACCUGUGGUUGAGUGCUUAACAACACGGUACACGAUAUGAUAUCUAACAGAUCUCUGACGCUGUCCCUGGAGGACAGGAAAUAAUAUAUGUUCCUUGGCUGAAUACGUCUGUGGUAGAAAAAAUCAUACUAGCACGCCCUCUCUAAAUACUGAUUAUAUAUAACAGAUAAUUAACCACUAAUGUAACAUUCUUGAUCCGUCAGCCUGUCUUUUAAUUGUCAGAUUUUCAUAGUUCAUCUCCAUCACUCUGUUUUUAUGGAUCUCUUUUUGUUUUGUUUAGGUUAGUGAAAGUGAUAUACCUUCAAUAAACCAGCGUUUGUGUUCUGUAAAAUAUAAUCUAUUCAUUCCAGCUAGCCUUCUGUUCUUCUUAGUAUCUUUUAUGAUGAGGGUACACGAUACGUAUGUCUACACCAGUAUGUAGUUUGUAGCUUUCUGUCUUCCUCCAUUAUUAUUUUCCUUUCCUAUUUGAUGUCUCUCUAGUUUCCACUGUAAUACUGAAUGUUUCUC